Molecule: messenger RNA, 3804 nt
Organism: Neomonachus schauinslandi (Hawaiian monk seal)
Lineage: Eukaryota; Metazoa; Chordata; Mammalia; Carnivora; Phocidae
Gene: SCARA5
Product: scavenger receptor class A member 5
Exons: 9
Coding region: 377-1864 (495 amino acids)
Biological process (GO): receptor-mediated endocytosis; iron ion transmembrane transport
Cellular component (GO): plasma membrane
Molecular function (GO): ferritin receptor activity; scavenger receptor activity
Source: RefSeq, a predicted model, not a curated record
GCUGCAGUUCACAUCUCGGUAUCUAGCAGAGCCGCUGGUGCCUCCACAGAACAUCUCCCGAGCGCUGCCUGUGGCUGACUGAGGCGAGGCACCAGCACGGGGACUCCGCAGCCACAGGCCUGAGUCAGGCCCAAGGUUGAGUCUUGCGUCCUGCCCUGACCCUCCUGGAGGAGUGACCCCUGAGACAAGUCACUGAGCACCGGGGCAGCCUCUUUCUAUGACUCCGUCUGGCUUUGGCUGGCUGUGGGGACAAGCUGUGCGGGGCUGCCUGGGUCUCAGUGCGGUGACAGCGGCCAGCUUUUCGGUCACCAUGGCGAAGGCCGGGAACUGAGGAGACCCGCGCUUCUGCAGCCUUGGCGGGGGCGCUCAGGUCAGAAUGGAGAACAAAGCCAUGUACCUGCACACCGUGAGCGACCGGGACACCAGCUCCAUCUUUGAGGAGCCCUUUGAUGGCAGGAGCCUGUCCAAGCUGAACCUAUGUGAGGAUGGUCCAUGCCACAAACGACGAGCAGGAGGCUGCUGCACUCAGCUGGGCUCCCUGUCAGCCCUGAAGCAUGCUGUCCUUGGGCUCUACCUUCUGGUCUUCCUGAUUCUUGUGGGCAUCUUCAUCUUAGCAGUGUCCAGGCCCCGGAGCUCCCCGGACGACCUGAAGGCGCUGACUCGGAACGUGAACCGGCUGAACGAGAGCUUGCGGGACUUGCAGCUGCGGCUGCUGCAGGCUCCGCGGCAGGCGGACCCGACCGAGCAGGUGUGGAAGGUGCAGGACGCGCUGCAGAACCAGUCGGACUCGCUGCUGGCGCUGGCGGGCGCCGUGCAGCGGCUAGAGGGCGCGCUGUGGGGGCUGCAGGCGCAGGCGGCGCAGACGGAGCAGGCGGUGGCCCUGCUGCGGGACCGCGCGGGCCAGCAGAGCGACGCGGCGCAGCUGGAGCUCUACCAGCUGCAGGUGGAGAGCAACCACAGCCAGCUGCUGCUGCGGCGCCACGCGGGCCUGCUCGACGGGCUGGCGCGCAGGGUGGGCGUCCUGGGCGAGGAGCUGGCCGACGUGGGCGGCGCGCUGCGCGGCCUCAACCACAGCCUGUCCUACGACGUGGCCCUGCACACCACGCGGCUGCAGGACCUGCAGGUGCUGCUGAGCAACGCCAGCGAGGACACGCGCCGCCUGCGGCUGGUGCACAGGGGCAUGGAGCUGCAGCUCCAGCAGGAGCUGACGGUGCUCCGCACGGUCACCGAGGACCUGCGCCUCAAGGACUGGGAGCAUUCCAUCGCGCUGAGGAACAUCUCCCUCACCAAAGGACCACCGGGCCCCAAAGGUGAUCCGGGAGAUGAAGGGAAGGAAGGCGAGCCUGGGAUCCCUGGAUUACCUGGACUUCGAGGGCUGCCAGGGGAGAGAGGCACCCCAGGACUGCCAGGCCCCAAGGGCGAUGAUGGGAAGAUGGGAGCCACGGGACCCAUGGGCAUGCGCGGGUUCAAAGGUGACCGAGGCCCAAAAGGAGAGAAAGGAGACAAAGGGGACCGAGCGGGGGAUGCCGCAGGUGGCGUGGAGGCCGUGAUGAUCCGGCUGGUGAACGGCUCCGGGCCGCACGAAGGUCGCGUGGAGGUGUACCACGAGCGGCGCUGGGGCACCGUGUGUGACGACGGCUGGGACAAGAAGGACGGCGACGUGGUGUGCCGCAUGCUGGGCUUCCGCGGCGUGGAGGAGGUGUACCGGACAGCGCGGUUUGGGCAAGGCACAGGGAGGAUUUGGAUGGAUGAUGUCGCCUGCAAGGGUACAGAAGAUUCCAUCUUCCGCUGCAGCUUCUCCAAAUGGGGAGUGACAAACUGCGGGCACGCUGAGGAUGCUGGGGUGACGUGCAACAGACACUGAAAGUGGGCAUGGUCCAGGGUCCGGGGCCCUGCUGCCGAGCCUCCUUCCUGCAUUCCUGAGGUGCGGGCAUCGCCUCUGCCCUGCCCAGCCCGGCAUCCCCCGGCCCACAUAUCCCCGUCCCAGGACCAUGGUGGCCUGUCGUCAUUCUCCUCUUGGGCAUCAGCUCCAAAGUACAACUCUGAGAUCUACUGGAUCGUCAUUUUGCCCAGCCUUCCAAGCACCAUGCAUCAGGACUCGAUCCCAUGCUCGCCUUCAGUCUGUCGGUCAAAUGCUGAGAGUCUGCUGGAGAGAAAUGCAGCAGGUGGAGUUGGGAGGGAGGCCUGACAGGUCAUUUACUCUUCAGAGAAUUCCCUUAGUUAGGCCAAGAGUUUUGACAUUUUCCUUCCCAGCAGGAGACUAUACCAAAUGAUUCCGUUCUUCCUUCUUUACUCUGCCUCUGCACACCAUUCCUUAGUCCAGGGAAGUGACAUAGAGAAUGGGCCCCCUGUAGGAGUGAGAGGGAAAUGCACAGCCCCUGCAAGAGACAGCCCGGCUUUGGAGAAGGGCAGUGAAACUGACAUCCAUAGAGCGACUACCCUGUGUACUACAUAGUAUCUUGGGUGCUAAAUUCAUUUAUCCACUUUGCAGCAUUCCCCCAAGGCUUGUGAGCUGGGGUAAGACCUUACCUUUAGGUAGCACUCAGCUGACCUGUUCACCAGGCACUGAGAAUGACAGUAACCAUUGUUUCUACCUGAAUCCUAGCGUGUCUUGACUAGGCUUGAGCAGGGAGCUCGGGUGCAAGGCAUGUGGGACUAUAGGGUUCCAUACUCCAAACCUACAGGGUAUAAGAUCAGACACGGACUGGCUUCCAGGCCAACCACCCACCUAGGAGGAAAGCCGAUUUGAAGGGUGACAUGGGGGCUGUCUGGGUUAAACUGAGACCAACACUCAGUCAUCUGGCAGUCAGGGUUAAGGCCAAGUUACUUGUGUCUUGGAGCUGUUUGGGGAUGAUGAUAUUGAACUUUCCAGGACUCUUUGGGUGUGCUCCUGUGAUCAGAACAUGUGUCCUGAUGGAUCCUGUAGGGAAAUGAGGAUUCCCUAUAACGUCUGGCAGAAGAAGGAGCCAUGGGGCUCUGCCAGUCCUUGGUCUGCACCCCUCUCCUGGUGACAGGGAGAUCAUAUUCUGCUUUUGACAUGAGGAGGAGGUCAAACCAGGCCAUAUACGUCGUGUUCUAGGACUAGGGAAGCUGCGUGGUAGUAAGUGAGCACAGACUCACCUCCCUUGGGGAGUCAUAGACUGAGUUAGGCCUUGGAUACACAAAUACCUGUCACAUGGGGUGAGCAUCAGCUUGGCUGGGGAAGUGACACCUGGACCAUCCAGGUAUAGGACCAGCAGAGUUCCUGGCUGACAACUAAACCAAUAUGUGCUAUUGGUGGUUUUUUGCUUACAAUAUGCUUAUUAUCCAUUAAUGUCCUAAUGAUCGGAGACUCUCCUGAUCAAUUGCUAUGUUUACAUUACACGCAUGUACUCAUGCAUCUUUUUCCAGAACCAGUAUAUUAUGCAUAUAUAAACAUAGCACUCUUUACUACAUAGCUCAGAGCAUUGCAAAGUUUACAUUAAAAAAAGAAAAUACCGAAGGUGGAAAGAUGUCACAUUGAACGAAAUAAAUUCCAAGUCAGUUCUGGCAAAAAAUCCAGUUAUCCCAUUGAUGAAGACCCACAUAACUUUCUUACUUGGUCUUUUCAUUUGGGGAAACACAAGUCUUGUUUUACAUCAAAUAAAAAUCACAAUGAUAAGUGUUUGAACCUUAAUCGAAAAGUCUACUAGUUUACAUAUUUACUUAGGAGGACAUGGAAAUAACCAUGGACCUGGAUUUCAGGGACUAAAGGAAAUUAGGCCUGGCCUAAAAUACAUCAGACCUUUUGUAAGAAAGAAUUUCAAUAAAGCUAAGAACAUGUCA